AGUUUUAGCAAUGUAGAAAUGGCAGCAAAGCUAAACGCGUCGGAGUCGUUGGAUUGUUCAGAUUCAUCGUCUUCAAACGACCAGUCUGUGUCCAACCGGAGCAGCAACAGAGUCGCAGAAAAAGAGAGGAGGAAAAAUGAGGCGGAGGACCCGUUUGUCCUGGCCCUGAAGUACUUCUCUGACGUUGAAGCAGGUACUCCUCAUCAAGGCAAUGAUGAUUUUGAAAAUAACCUGGCGCUUGUGGAGAAGGUGGCCUACAGUCGAGGACUUCCUCCAGAGGCCAUCUCUAUCAUGCUGGAGUUUGCGAUGAGCCUUCGCAUGGGGACGAGUCCAGUGGUGCGGGUGCUGAAAUGUCUAAUUCCUGCCUCUGUGGUCCCACAAGACGCCAUUGUCCGAGCAGUAGUUUGGCUGGGUAUCAGCAAAAUAACUGCUGGUACACAAGUUCUUUUCAUAAAGUGGGUGUUGACCAUUUUUGACAUGAUUGACGCAAAAGACCAACUGAGGGCUGUCUAUGGCUUCAUCUUCAGCUUUGUGACAGAUGAAAAUCUGUGUCCUUUCAUCUGCCACCUGUUGUACCUUUUGACCAGAAAGGAAAGUGUGCGAGUAUUCAGAGUAAGAAAGCUGCUGGAUCUGCAAUCUAAACUGGGAAGGCAACCGUUCCUCCUGCAUCUAUUGUCACUUUACAAAGUUUUUUGCCCUGAACUGGUGACACUCUCCAUUCCAUCAAGAAUGAGGAGUGGGUUUAGGAACCACAAUUCUCCUUGGAAAUCAACGUUGAUUAUUGUGCAGAAGAGAAAUGGUUCCCAACUUGCCUCCAUUGUCAACCCGGCUGUCACAUUGAAAGAUAAGACCAGCUCUAGGAAAAGGAAACACUGGCACCUGGAAAUACCGGCACUGAGUUCUGCAGUCAAUAAAGGAGCUCAGACUGAGCCAUCUCGCAGAAAGGUGGUCCCUCUGGUGCAGAUCCAAUCCUUUGCUCAGCUGCUGGAAAAUAUGCACCGUGUAGAGCUACCGGCUCAGAUGGGCUCACUGCUGGGCUCCAGUCUGGCACUGCAGUACCUGGACUGUGUACAGGAUGAGUCUGCCCUCCUACGCCUCAACUUCUGGCUAGGCUACGCUCUUCACGAAGAAUUUUUGUUCUGCAGCGAUGGAGGAGCUUCCCAGAAUUCAGAAGAGGCUCUACAGCUUUUGGAUAAAUUGCUAUCCGCUCACCACUUUCUCCAGGAGGGGUUUUCCAGUUCAGAGGCUUUUCUCUACAAGUUUCUCAAUGUUUGGGACGGAUCCCUCCUCCGCCCACAGAUCCUUGGGCUUCUGAGCAACAUUCCUGUUGUUCCAAGUUCCCAAAUCGGACAGCUUCUGUUUGAGCCCCUCAUGCAGCUCUUCUUCACGUCCUCGCCCUUUUUCAAGUGCGGAUUGAUGGAGUCCCUCAACAAUAUGCUGCGGAAGUGGCUGACCUGGCACUCGGUGUACGCUCUGGAGGACGAUUUGGAUAUCAGCCUCAACAGCCACACCUCCAUAAACAUGACUCUGUCAGGAUUUAAGGACUCUGUGAUGGAGCUGGUGCACUUUGUGGGCCGCCUGGCCACAAUCGGCCUUCAGCUCGAAGGCUGUCACUCCCUCCUCUUCAAUUUCAUCCUGGACUUCUAUGAGACGGUGUGUGACAUGUUUCUUAAGUAUGGGCUCCCGCUCAUAGUGAUGCCACCUACUGGAGUCUUCUACCCUGCCCUGUUUGCCACUGACCCUGUGAGCGUGGACAGACUGGCCUACAUCAUGUACAGGUACAAAGUGAACUUGACAUCAGCCAAGAGUCAAGAAAAACUCACAGAGCAGGCAUUUCACAUCAGCCGCCAGACUUUCCGUGAAUUCAACAACUACUUGGUCUUCAUGGUCAACUGCUUGUGGAACUCCAAAAUGAUUCAUCUAGGCACGGAUAUCCAGCUGGGAGAGGAGCUGCUGCUCAAGAGCAACGUACCGCAGUACUGGGCGAGCUUCGACCUCAUCCACCACCCGGCCUUCAUGAACUACGCUGUCGACUUUCACAGAAGGUGUUGGCCGGGGAGGAAGGACAUGGACAUCAAUUCCAUAAAGCAUUCCAAGCCAUGGGGCUGGUACCUGGAGUAUCUGUUCACUCAGGGCUACGACGGCCUCAAACUGUUUAUUCAGAGCAACAUUAGCCGGCAGCUGCCAGCAGGCGACGGUCAAGGCGACAAACUGUCCACAGAUGAGAGGUAGACGCUCAGCUGAGUGGAGAGGGAAAACAACUUCUCGUAUCAGACCAUUUUAAAAAAAAAAGACUUGUAAAUAUUUCAUCUCUUCUUUCAUCUUCAAGCAAGCUUCUCGUCAGCGAUAUCUGAGUAUCUUUUUUAUGUAUAUAGAUCUAUUUGUGUUUAUCGUGUAUUUUAUAGAAUUGUCCAUUCAGCAAUAGUCCAUAAUGUCCUGGCGGCGAACUGCCGGAAGCAGUGCUGGUAGCAGGAUCCACUUCAAUGAGUACAUGUUGAACAAGGGAGGAUGACAUGUUGCAAAAAAAGUGACAAAAACUGAAAAGAAACCAUCUAAACUUGUUUAUCUUUUAAUUAAUACUAACAAAUGUUUUUUUAAUUAUUGUCUUUCAGUGUUGUUUCUCUUCUUUUUUUUUUGCAUCACAGAACAAAAUCUUGUGUUUAACAUCUACUCACCAACAUGGAAACAGCUACUACACUGAAAAUGCAUUUUUUUUAAAGCUCACUUGAUGUGUUUUUGUUUUUAAUACCCUUGUACAGCUUUCCGUCUGUAUCUCCCGGGAUUUUUGCUAAUUGUUAAAAAUACAUAAAAUGAAAUAAACAUCAAACUGUUGUGUCAUGACAGUUUUACAGGACAUUGGUUAAAGUGUCUGAAGCUUUCGGCC
Messenger RNA from Scomber scombrus (Atlantic mackerel), 2884 nucleotides. It is a transcript of the gene cenpi, whose product is annotated as centromere protein I. The coding region runs from base 19 to 2232 and encodes 737 amino acids. The transcript has 20 exons. Lineage: Eukaryota; Metazoa; Chordata; Actinopteri; Scombriformes; Scombridae. Gene Ontology annotation, cellular component: kinetochore. The record is from RefSeq and is a predicted model, not a curated record.